This is a messenger RNA of Aegilops tauschii subsp. strangulata, 876 nucleotides long. Lineage: Eukaryota; Viridiplantae; Streptophyta; Magnoliopsida; Poales; Poaceae. The record is from RefSeq and is a predicted model, not a curated record.
AUGUCCCGGCGCGCCGCGGAGCCCUUGAACGAGCUCUCAUGGGCCCGCGAGGGCUCUCACAAGCGCAUUCGCGGUGUCGCCCAUCGCAACGAGCCGGCGUUCCUGAAGUCCUUCGCCGACAACGACGACAUUCCCGCUGGGGUCACUGCACAGCAGGAGCUGCCAGCCCUUAUAAGGCCCGGCGAGAUCCUUCUGAGAUCCCGAGGAACCCACGGACCGACUAAAAAAGAACCACCGCACCCCACCGGCUUCCCCGAUCCCACCUCCUCCCUCGAUUCACUCCCCCGAACGCCAGAUCUCGCCGCCGCCACGUGCCUCUGGCUCGCCUCCUCCCCCAACCGCCGCCGGGGCCGCCUCCUCCCCCAGCCACUGCCGGGGCCGCCUCCUCCCCUGCCUCAUCCUCCAACCGCCGCCGGGGCCGCCUCCUCCCCUGCCUCCUCCCCCAGCCGCCGCCGGGGCCGCCUCCGCCCCUGCCUCCCCCCAACCUCCGCCGGGGCCGCCUCCUCCCAUGCCUCCUCCCCCAACCGCUGCCAAGGCCGCCUCCUCCCCUGCCUCCUCCCCCAACCACCGCCGCGGUCGUCGCCAACCACAGCUGCUCCUCAGGCCCCCAGUGCUUCGAUCCCUACCCCCGCGUGCCCCCGCUUUCUCGCCCACGGAUGGGCCAGGCUAGCGCCUCCCUCAACGGCCGAAGCGGCCAAGCACCAGCACGCUGGCAGCUCAGGCCCCCAUCCGGCCCUUCCCUCAAACCGCGCCGCUGCCCCACUCAACCCCGAAGCCCUCUGCAUCCCCGCACGUCACCGCACCAGAGAACCCCAUACGCCGCCGCGAGCUGGAUCCCACACUAUCUUCUCCUCCGAGAAGUUCCACCUCGCCUGA